AUGACGAACCUAAGGACUUCCAGGCCUCCGUCUGAUUUUCCUGAGACACUUCAGAUGCAAGACGCUCGGUCCGCAACCGUACCAGUUGUUGUGCUGGGUGCAACGAUAGGGGGUCUGGCAGCUGCAGUGGCUAUUCGCUCUCGCACAGGGCGUGCGGUAUGUGUGCUGGACGUGCAAGGGGAGGAAGUGAAACAAGGCGAAAAAAUAGAAUCAGACACUGUAUGCGCUUUAUCUGUACGGUGCAUGGAUGCACUGCGUGCCAUAAACUCGGACCUGUACCGAUCAGUGAUGAGCAAUACAGAAGUAUCAAACUCUUUUCCGGCCGCUGCCUGUAGCAUGAAGAUGGACGGCCCGAUGCACAUCAGUUGCAGCACCUUGAGGCAAAUACUCGCUGCGCACCUGACCACUGGCCACGGUGGCUCCUCUUUCUUCUGGCGCAGCUGCUCGGUCCAGCAUGUAUCUGUAGUGGGUAAACAGGAGAAAGCCGACGGCGAAUCUGGUGGCCUUGUCUCUCUUUCUUUUGAGAAUGGUGUCGUUAUUGAGGCAGGUUUGGUAGUGGUGGCGACAGAUUCCGUUUCCGUGUCGGAUCUGCUUGACAAUCACCCACUGCAGGCCCACAGAAAUUCUUUUUCUACCGAUUGUGGGGGGCAACAGGGGGAGUGGAGGCUGUCUUGCGGUAGCAGGAGACCCAGCGAUCUCGAGGUUGCUCUUCUAACAGAAGCUGAGCGCCGUGUCAUGUCUGUAGUUGCAUCAGCUACCCCUUCCACGAUAACUGGAGGAGAGUCACCGGCAACAGACGUGUCUCCCCUUAUGGAGGGCAAGAACGAAACACUGUGCGAGGAAACUUUAUCUUCUCGAAGUGCCGUGUCUGUCUCCUCGUUUUCUAACGGGUCGCGGAAAGGUUCCGUUUUGUUUCUAAAUUGCCUCAAAUUGAGAGAGGCUGAUGCUUCUUGGACUUUCAUGGAUGGUCGAAUUGUACUUACAGCUGCGGCGGCGCAUCCUUGGGCCUCUUCUCUGGCCGAUGGACUUGAGCUUGAUCUAGAAGAUGCCGCUCAACUAGGCUGCAGUUUGUUCGACUGGAAAUUUCAACUCCGAGAAUCCUCAGACCGUUUUGAGGCCAUCAGGCAAAGGCGUCUCGCCACCGUUAUCACCAGCCCAAGAGUUGCGAGAAGCUGGAUAUCUGAUUUCCCUGAAAUCCCAUGUGGAACUUCAACGGUCACUAGCCACGCAGACUAUUCUUCCCUUGAUGAAGAACAGACUUUCUUGCCUACCCGCGACGCCUAUGCCGAGCUUUUACCCGUUGGGGGCAUCGCUUAUGAGGUGCAAGAGGCCAAGGUUUACUGA
Molecule: messenger RNA, 1344 nt
Organism: Eimeria necatrix
Lineage: Eukaryota; Apicomplexa; Conoidasida; Eucoccidiorida; Eimeriidae
Exons: 7
Coding region: 1-1344 (447 amino acids)
Molecular function (GO): monooxygenase activity
Source: RefSeq, a predicted model, not a curated record